GUGUAGUCUUGCCGCCGAAUUUAGUCCGCGUCGGUGAUCGCGACGGAAAAUGUAUUGAUUUAAGGCUACAGUUAAUAAAAAUAAAGGAAAAAAGUAAAAAAUUAAAUUUUUUCAUCUUCUUAUGAUUUAUUUAAACUUUAUUUUUAAGAGUCAAUUUAAUUAAAUUUAAUAUUUAAUUUUUUAAAUAUUUAAAUAAUAAAAAAUAAAUUAAUUCCAAAAUGCUUGGAUUAGGAGAUAUGGCGAAACGCGCCUCCCGUCGUGCAUCAAUGCGACGUGGUUCCAUUUCAGCGUUACCAACAAAAACACAUGAAAUUCCAUGGGAUGUUUUGGAACGUUUAAUAAUGCCAUUUAUGUUUUGUCAUGCUGCUGCCAUCAUCCUUUCAGUAAUUUUACAUAGUUUUGAAAUAUCAACAGCAUCAACAUUUGCAAUUUUCUUAUGGUUUGCAAUUGCUACAGUUGGUGCCGUAUUAUUUUAUCAUUUCGUAAAGAUUUCAUCUUCAGGUAAAGGUGUACUUAUUACUGGUUGUGAAACUCCAUUGGGCUGGUAUUUGGCUAAAAAAUUGGAUGAUAUUGGUUUCACCGUUUAUGCUGCUUUCAGUAACGAUUUGGAAGAUAAUGAUGAAGCACAAAUUUUAAAAGAAGAAACUUCUGGACGUACAAAACUUUUACAUCUUGACAUUACUGAUGAAACUUCUUUGGUAAAAGGAGCUCUUUACAUUUCUCAACAUUUACCAUAUGGUGCUGAUGGUUUAUGGGCUGUUGUCCAUACUAUUAAUUGGGUUGCACUUGGUGAAAUUGAAUGGGUUCCAUUUGCUGUAUUAAGACGGUCAUUGGAUAUUAAUUUAUUAGGCUCUGCUCGUUUGACUCAAAUUUUAUUGCCACUUAUUCGUCGUGCCGGCGGUCGUAUUGUUUUCUUAACUUCUGGUUUAAAUAGAAUUCCAGCUCCUGUACGUGGUAUUCAAAAUGCAACUCAUGCUGCUGUUGAAGCUUUAGCAGCAUCAUUAAGACAAGAAUUACGUCCACGUGGUGUUGAUGUAUCUGUUGUUGCAGCUGGUGAAUUCCAACCUGGUAAUGCUUGGUUAAAUGAAACUGAUUUACGUGAUGAAGCUAAAAAAAUGUGGCAUCAAAUGUCUGAUGAACAAAAGAAAACUUAUGGCGAUGACUAUUAUGAAGCUGCAAUGACUUCCGUUGAAAAAUCAUAUCGUGUUUUUGCUGAUAUUCAACCAGCAAUUCGUGUUGCAAUUGAUGCUGUUUCACGUACUUUCCCAAUGGCACGUUAUACACCAGUUACUGUACCAGAAAGGAUUCAAAUGUUUAUUGCUGAACAUUUACCAUCCUCUGUAUAUGAGAUCAUUUUUCAACGUAAAUAAAUAAAUUUUUUGAAAUUAACAUAAUAUUUUUUUUUUUAAAUAUGAAUCAAUAUAAUAACAACAGUAAUACAACAAGAUUCAAUUAUUAUUAUUACUGUAAUAUUCAUUAUUAUUUAAAUAACAUCAUAAUAAUUUCAAUUAAAUAUUAUGCAACAACAAUGAAAAUAAUUCUCCAUAAUUACUGA
Messenger RNA from Condylostylus longicornis, 1555 nucleotides. Its product is annotated as D-beta-hydroxybutyrate dehydrogenase, mitochondrial. Bases 219 to 1370 code for a protein of 383 amino acids. The record is from RefSeq and is a predicted model, not a curated record. Lineage: Eukaryota; Metazoa; Arthropoda; Insecta; Diptera; Dolichopodidae. The transcript is spliced from 9 exons.